AUGUUAAAAGUUUACGAUUUGUGGAAUCUAGUCAAUGGUACGAGUAAGCGUCCUGCGUUCACCACUACGGUUACAGCGGCACCAACUGCAGAACAACCAGCAGAAGGUGCAGCAGCAGCAACACCAGCAGAAGAGGACAAAGAAGAAACCACAGACAACGCCGAAGAAAUCAGCGAAUGGAACAAGAAAGAUAACCUCGCCGUCGUCUUCCUUCAAUCCAACAUUGAAUUUGAAGACAGAUUGGAUCGGAAAACUGUAUCUUCCCUCCACUCGCUUCUUGCCAACGUUGUAACCCUACAGUAUACGCCUGAUAAAGGCAUCAAAGAACAUCUAAUCCAGUUCAAUACUCUUUGGUCAUCUCUCCUCACUAGAACUAGUAACUCUACGGAUAAAACCAAAGACCCACUCAGUUACCACCUUCACCAACUCGCAUCAGUCUCAGAAGGAAAGGCAUCCUUCCUACUCCUCUCACUCCGGUAUGAAUCCCUUGAAUCAGUCGUUGACAACCUGCAAACCAAGCCCGAACUCACCUCCGAUGACGUCUAUGAAAAGCUGUUGGACCUGGACUCACGACGCAACAACGAUGAACAGGCGGCUGGAGAAGCCUACAACGUCAGGCGAGGAAACCCAGGACAUGGAAGCAACAACAAUGUCGGCAAGGCGCGGAACAACAAAAAAGACAAAAAGGAUCUCACAUGCACAUGGUGCACCAAGAAUGGUGAAUAUGCAAAAGGCCACACGCACAAAGACUGCCAGAAACUCAAAGCUUUCAGAGACAAAGAGAAGUCCGCUGCAUCUGGCAACCUCAACGUCGCGUCCGGUACUGCAUUUCACACAAAACUAGAUCUCUCUUGGAUUCCUGACCUCCCUGGCCUCCCCGCACUCGAAGAAGCUGAUGUAUUUACUAUGCCGGUUUCUUUCGACUUCACAACUUUCUCAGACACCUCGAAUGAAACAAUGGAAGACUACUUUGGCUUCGUUGCAGGACCUUCCACAUCGGACAAUAAGGCAUGGAUCUUUGACCCUGGUGUAACUAACCACAUAACCGGAACUCAGGUUAUCAACCCCUCACCUUACAAUAAAACAGUCACUGUUGGCGGCGGGCGAAAGCUACAGAUAACCGGAAUUGGAAACGUCACCAUCAACGGAUCACAUGGCGCCAUUACUCUGCAGAACGUAUUUUUAAUCCCAGAACUCGGCAACACCAACCUAAUGUCUUGGUCAUGUAUUGCCAAAAAGGGAUUCACAACGACAGGGACUGAAAAUGGCUUUACCAUUUACAAACCAAACAGCAAGGAAAUCGUUGGGAUGCCUAACGGAAAUAGUACUGGUCUUUACAUCAUUGAAACCAAGAAGAACUUUGCGCACAUAUCUCCAUCGCUACCAGCUUCUAUGACUGGCACCAACGACUCGGACAUCUCCCCGCUUCCUCACUCUCCCGAUCUGAGCGGCAAGUUUUCCACUCCUUCUCUUGUCGGUUUUAGUUACUAUAUUACUUUCAUCGACGAUUAUUCCAGGUACGCUCACCUCUACUUCCUUAAAAAGAAGUCAGAUACAGCAGCUGCCACACAACGGUACAUCGCAUACAUGGAAAAUCAAUUGGACAAAACGGUUAAACGGUUUCGAAGCGAUAAUGGUGGCAAGUACAUCUCCAACGACCUCCAACAAUUCUUUGCCUCCAAAGGCAUAAAGCAUGAAUUCACUGUACCCAACAAUGGCACGAUCCACCUUGCUCGACCACGAUCUUCCACGGAAUCUAUGGGCAGAAGCGAACAACACAAUGUAAACGUCAAGAAUCGUCUCCCGCAUAAAGCACUACCGAAUAUGACACCAUAUGAAGCACUCACCGGCAAGAAACCCUUCAUUGGGCAUCUCCGAUCCUUCGGUGAAACAAUGUUCAUUCACAUACCUGUCGAAGCACGACCAGCUGGAACAAAGUUGGACGCUAGGGCAAUCACGGGACAAUUCUGUGGUUAUGGAGACUCUGAUAAGAUCUGCCGUGUUUAUAUACCAUCACAAAGGAAAGUAGUUCCCUCUCGUCAUUUUAGGUUUAAAGGUCUAUCCGUAGGGGAAGAAAUCGAAAUAAUGAAAACCGACAUACCCCCUAAACCAAAACAAAUCGAGAUCAAACAAGAACCACCCUCAAGUCCACCAACACCACCUGCGAAACUCUCAGAUUCCGAUAUCGAAGACCUGUUUAACCAACAGAUGCUUCGAGAAACUAUGGAACAAAUUUCCAACGACGAAUCUGAAGAAGAAGAAGAAGAAGAAGCCGCUCCUGAACGUACCCCAUACAAUGAUGGAACGGAAACCUCCGUCAGAUACGGAUACAACAUUCAGUAUGAUACCACCAUUACUGAACCAACAAACUAUCACCAAGCGAUCAAUAGUCCUGAUUCCGAAAAAUGGCAAAAAGCUAUGGAAGUUGAACUUGACUCACUCGCUAGGAAUAAGACAUGGAAUCUGGUUGACAUACCAGAUCACCGAAAAUUGGUCGACUGCAAAUGGGUAUAUAAAAUCAAACUCGGGCCCGAUGGCAACCCCAUUCGGUACAAAGCCCGACUUGUCGCAAAAGGCUUCUCACAGGUACCUGGUCAAGACUUUAAUCAGACUUAUGCUCCCAUCACCCGAUAUGAAUCCAUCAGACUGCUUCUUGCUCGCUGCCUUCAAACCGGCGGCCAAUGCGAUCAGAUGGACGUUACUAGUGCUUUCCUAUACGGCGAACUCCAGGAAGAAAUCUACAUGAAAUCUCCACCUGGCUACCCUACUCCCGGCAAAGCAUGCAGAUUCAUUAAAUGUAUCUACAGCCUUAAACAGUCAUCUCGGGAAUGGUAUGCUUGUCUCUCCAAAACGCUAUUUAAAAUGGGAUUCAAAAAGGCGGACUUCAACCCUUGUGUCUUUAUUCACAAAACAGGAGAAGUUGUUAUUGCCAUCUACGUGGACGAUAUCCUUAUCGUCUACUGGUCCGUUGAACGCAAAAACCGCGUCAGCCUCCAACUCCACGCAGAAUUUGAAAUGACGGAAACUGGAACAGUGCCUCGCACGAGGGCGAGGGAUGGUGCGGUGGUAGGUCCGUGGGCGGGGACAGAGGUCCAUACGAGGACGGAUGUGACAGCGGUCGGCGGGUUAACCGAGAAGAACGAGGCGAGGAACAGGAGAGCGGCGAAGACCACAGCAGCGGAUGCACAGGGCAUGAUGGACAGCAGAUGUAACGGGGACGAAGAGUAA
Molecule: messenger RNA, 3228 nt
Organism: Morchella sextelata
Lineage: Eukaryota; Fungi; Ascomycota; Pezizomycetes; Pezizales; Morchellaceae
Exons: 6
Coding region: 1-3228 (1075 amino acids)
Biological process (GO): DNA integration
Molecular function (GO): nucleic acid binding
Source: RefSeq, a predicted model, not a curated record